This is a messenger RNA of Plutella xylostella (diamondback moth), 1135 nucleotides long. RefSeq names its product DET1- and DDB1-associated protein 1. Gene Ontology annotation, cellular component: Cul4-RING E3 ubiquitin ligase complex. Gene Ontology annotation, biological process: positive regulation of proteasomal ubiquitin-dependent protein catabolic process. The record is from RefSeq and is a predicted model, not a curated record. Lineage: Eukaryota; Metazoa; Arthropoda; Insecta; Lepidoptera; Plutellidae.
CAAGCCCAAGCUGUGUUGCUGUGAUGCUGUCAUUGUCAUCUGGUGGUGUAUAUCUGGAAAUUUCAUGUUUAAUUAUUUUAUUUACUCUUCAAUGCUAGUUUAUUGCAAACUCUUAGUGAUUUAAGACGAAGCCUGUUAUUCUUAAAAAUAUAGUGACAAUGUCUGUUGUCGAGUUUCUUAAGGAUUUACCAUCGUACGAUGAGCAAAACUUCACAUUAUUCAACACAGAUCAUGGGAUAAGAAAUUGUUCGAAACGGCCCUCUAUCUAUCUUCCUACAAAAGAGAUACCUUCAGAACAAAUUAUUGUAACAGAAAAGACUAAUAUUUUACUAAGAUACUUACAUCAACAAUGGGAAAAGAAGAACAAUAACUCUCCCAAAAAGCGUGAUCAGAGUCAUGUCGAGCAGAAUGGUGACGAGGCAAGACCUCGCAAACGACCUUGUAUCAACUCCCCUGUCAACUGAUGCCCUGGCCCCCAUGUGUGUGAUCAAGUUACUAUAGAUUGUGUUGAGUUGUGAACAGUAUGGGAAAAUAACACAAAUUUUAGAUACAUACAAACAGUCUUUUGUAUUAUUAUUACUGAACAUUUCAUUGAAAUGUAUUAUUUACAGCAUUCACACACUAUUUAGACCAUAUUGGUCAGCACUGAGGUGCUUAAUUUUUCCGGUUUAUAGGAAUUGUAUAAGCAACUCACUUUGCUUAGUAUUUUUGUAUCAGAAAUGUAGUUACACAUUUACUUUAAAAUUUGCAUGGUCUUUCUUGGUCUCUUCUAUGGUAAUUUUCUGUGCCAUUACAAUUAGAUGUGAAUCUAAAAGUAUUGUAAGUUAAGGUCCUUCUAUCUUAUCCUAGAAUAUCUUGUUUGUUUAAAGUACCUUUGUAAUUUGUACUUAGUAAUUUCAGUUUUUCAUUCCAUAUUAAAUUGAAGUUGUAAGUUAAAUUAGUCAUAAGAUUUGCAGAAAAAUAUCCAGCUAUUACUAUAUUGGCAUUAUGCAUAAAUCGCAAUAUAAAUGUGUUCCCUAAGUGCUUCAAUAUGAUAAGAUUAUUUCAGAACUUUACUGUUAACUUACUACUGAAAUUGGUAAUGGUAAAUUAGAAUAACCCUUUAUUUAUGAUUAUAUUCACUUAUGAAAAAUAA